Messenger RNA from Crotalus tigris (Tiger rattlesnake), 7021 nucleotides. It is a transcript of the gene CAMSAP1, whose product is annotated as calmodulin regulated spectrin associated protein 1. The record is from RefSeq and is a predicted model, not a curated record. Gene Ontology annotation, molecular function: spectrin binding; calmodulin binding; microtubule minus-end binding. Gene Ontology annotation, cellular component: microtubule minus-end. The coding region runs from base 1 to 4800 and encodes 1599 amino acids. The transcript has 18 exons. NCBI's taxonomy places the organism in Eukaryota, Metazoa, Chordata, Lepidosauria, Squamata, Viperidae. Gene Ontology annotation, biological process: cytoplasmic microtubule organization; negative regulation of microtubule depolymerization; neuron projection development.
AUGGUGGAUGUUGAUAUUGGUGCUGGUGGAGAUAACCCCAGAAGAAAAAUGGAUGCUCUUACAGAUAGUAGCGCCGAGAUUGUUCCGUUGGAACUCUAUGAUUCAUCCCGAGCCAAAAUAGCUGCUAAUCUACAGUGGAUCUGCGCGAAAGCUUAUGGAAUAGAUAACAUCCCGGAGGAAUUAAAAGAUCCCUUUUAUAUAGACCAGUAUGAGCAGGAGCACAUCAAACCGCCUGUCAUCAAGCUGUUGUUAUCCAGCGAGCUGUACUACCGCGUCUGCAGUCUUAUUCUCAAAGGGGAUCAGGUGGCUGCGCUGCAGGGACACCACUCGGUCAUCCAGACGCUCUCCCGGAAAGGGAUUUACGUCAUGGAGAGCGACGAUACGCCCGUGUCCGAAUCCGAUCUCAGCUCUGCGCCGAUCAAAAUGAGUCCACACAUGGCAAUGAUUGAUGCUCUCAUGAUGGCCUACACGGUAGAGAUGAUCAGCAUUGAGAAAGUCGUGGCGAGCGUCAAAUGUUUUUCUACGUUCAGCGCCUCCAAGGAGUUGCCCUACGAUCUGGAAGAUGCGAUGAUAUUUUGGAUUAACAAGGUGAACCUAAAAAUGAGAGAGAUUACAGAAAAAGAGAUUAAAUUAAAACAGCAAUUAUUGGAAAGCCCAGGUCAUCAAAAGUCUCCUUCCAAGUGGUAUUGGAAAUUAGUGCCUGUACGUUACCGCCGAGAUCAUCUCUCCAGCCGACAGCUGCCCUUUUUCCCGUUGCUUGAAGACCUGAUGAAGGAUUGUAGCGAUGGGGCAGCUUUACUGGCUGUAAUCCAUUAUUAUUGCCCUGAGCAAAUGAAGCUCGAUGAGAUUUGUUUGAAAGAGGUCACGUCGAUUGCGGACAGCAUCUACAACAUUCAGCUCCUUCGAGAAUUUGCAAACGAGUACCUGAACAAAUGCUUUUACCUUACCUUGGAGGAUAUGUUGUAUGCCCCCUUAGUUCUAAAGCCCAAUGUAAUGGUGUUCAUUGCCGAAUUAUUCUGGUGGUUUGAGAACGUCAAGCCGGAUUUCGUGCGGCCCAGGGACUUCCAGGAAGUCAAAGAUGCUAAAACCAUGUUGCAUCAGAAAAGCAGUCGCCCUUCGGUACCCAUUUCCAAUGCCACCAAGCGGAGUUUCAUGGCCAGCCCAGUGGUCUCCAGUUCCGCCGACCUGCAGCCUCCGAGUCAAGUCCCGCCAGAGACGUGCAACAGUGGCAAAGGAAGCCCUGCCUUCAGCACAUCACACUCAUUGCUGCCUUUAAGGCAGAAGCAGCAAAAGUCCCUACAGGGGGAAGAAACUUCAGAUCAACGGCAUCGGUCUAAUUCCUUGACUCGGGCAGAUGGGCAGCCUCGGGAUUCGAUUCUGGCGUGGCCAGAGAAGAAGCAAAGGCCUCUUUCACAACCUACACCGUUCGGUCUUCACCACGCGGCGAGCAGUGACGCAGACCCCAGCUCUGGCGAUAGCAUUAGCUUGGCGAGGUCCAUCAGCAAAGACAGCCUGGCCUCCAACGUUGUCAACAUCACCCCGAAACAGCAGCUCUCCUCUGCCCCCGUGAAAAGCAGCGGGAAAAGCUUGCUGAAUAACGUGGAGAUCGAGGACGACGAGGAAGAACUGAUUGCCAUCAUUCGGCCUGAAGCCACCCCAAACCACAGCAGCCUGGAACUUCAGUGCGGGCCGGCUCGAUCGCCUGGUUUUGCCGGCACCGCCUGGACUCAGAAAUCGCCAAGCGAGUCUUCGGAAAAUAAGCCGGAGAGUUUUUUCCUGGAACCGUUAAUGCCCGCCCUUUUACGGCCAGCCAAGGAGAAGCAGGUCAUCAAUAAGGAGGACGAAUGCGGAGAAGGGAAAGCCAGAGGUUAUGUGACCAAAAGACUGAGCGAAGGGCACACGGCGUUGGCCCGUAAGAAAACCAAUAGCAGUCACAGCGAUCACAGCCUUAACAGGACUUUCAGCGUGGCUUCCAAUUCUGAACUAACCGUGAUUGCGGGUCCCAGUUUGGCCGAGCCUCUGGUGCACUCCGACGUCAGGAUAGAGCCCUUUUGUCCCCAAGCAAGCAGCAGCGUGGAGCCCUCCUCUCAGGAGCGGCCUUUGGUGGGGUUCUUCCUGCACGCUGCCAAAGCAGAGGAGGCCGUGUCCGGCAGCACCAACCUUGGUUGUCCCAAAAGCCCCAAUUCCCACCUUGCGGAGACCUCGUGGACGAUGGUUCGACAAAACUCUGACUCGUCCAUCCUAGACAUGGAGGAGGCCGACCAAGACAUGGUGGCCGAGGACCACCCUCUGAUUGCCAAGUACAUAGGAGAGGAGGAAUCGGCCAAACUUCAGGAAGACAUGAAGGUCAAGGAGCACGAAGAUAAAGACGACGCCAGCGGGCGGUCCAGCCCGUGUCUGAGCACCAUCUCCCAGCUGAGCAGCGUCUCCAUGACAAGCGGGAGCGCCCGGAUGACCAGCUUUGCCGAGAGGAAGUUUCAACGGCUGAACAGUUACGAAACCAAAUCCAGCACCAGUAGCUCUCAGAAAACCACCCCGGAUGGAUCCGAGUGUUGUCCGCCUCCGCUCACCACCUGGAAACAGAGGAGGGAGCAGAGUCCCACCAGACAGAGCAAAGACAACGUGAAUGUCUUGGCCUCUGAGCUGGUCCAGCUGCACAUGCAGCUGGAGGAGAAGCGGAGAGCCAUCGAGGCUCAGAAGAAGAAGAUGGAGGCCCUCUCAGCCAGGCAGCGGCUAAAACUAGGCAAGGCGGCCUUCUUGCAUGUGGUGAAGAAAGGCAAGGGGUCGGAGAUGUCUCCACCCCUGAAGCCGGAACACUUCGCCAAGGAGUUCUCCGGCCACAACGGGGAAGGCCUGGAGGAGGACGCUUUGAGUUCCAAAACGGAGGCGUUCCUUACGAAAGAGGAAGCGGGCGAAGACGAAAUUCCCAAGGGGAAGGUUCAGGAAACGGUUGGCUUUGUGGAGGAGAACAUUCCCAGAGAGCCGGCCCUCCACGAAAUCGAGAAAAGCAAAAUGAUCUCCGCCGCUCUGCUAGAAGAGAACCUGGAAUCGGCUGACUUCGGCGAAUGCGACCUCUCCAUCGAGAAGCUGAACGAGACCAUCAGCACCCUUCAGCAGGCCAUCCUGAAGAUCUCUCAGCAGCAAGAACUUCUCAUGAAGGCCCCAACCAUGUCCUCAACGCGAGGAGGAGGAGGAGGAGGGUCUCAGGACCAAAAGAUAAAAGCCCCCAUUCACUUUGUGGAACCCCUCUCCCCUACUGGCACCAGUAAUCUCCGCAAGCCACCCAGGCUCGGUCAAGGCCGGAGUCCCCGUUCGGGAAGGCCGUCUGAACUCAAAGUGGCCAAGGACCGUCCCCACACCACGCCUCGCAUCAAGACCCCGACGCCCAGCGUCGACACCUUGCCCCAUUUGAGACAGUUCCCAUCUAACCAUUCGCCCAAGGUGGAGAUGGCUCUUGAAAACCACCUGGCUCCAGUGAGCUCUCCUCAGGAGAAGCUUUCCUUUGAGAAUUACCGGCUCUGCGACGAUAAUCAGAGAGGGCCAUUGGUUUUGUCCUCUUCCAAAGACACCAACAUCUUCACGGAAGCCCUCAAAGAUGUGAACAGCAACGUGGAAGGCUUUCACCUGGCUUGCUUCGAGGUCUCGGGCAAGGAGAACGUCCGGGUGGAAGAAGCUUCCAAGAGCAAAGGUAGCCUCAUCGAAGUGGACCUCUCGGAUUUAAAAGCUGUCGACGAAGAAGUGGAAAGCCAGGGCAGUUCUUCGGAUUUAAUGAACGAAACAGAUCAGAAAUCAGGAGUCGGGUUCUUCUUCAAGGACGAACAAAAAGCCGAAGAUGAGCUGGCGAAGAAACGGGCUGCUUUUCUCUUAAAACAGCAGCGCAAGGCCGAAGAGGCCCGGCUUCGGAAACAGCAGCUGGAGGCAGAAGUUGAACAAAAGAGGGACGAAACUCGACGCAAAGCCGAAGAAGACCGUCUGCGGAAGGAAGAGGAAAAAGCCCGCCGGGAACUCAUCAAACAAGAGUAUUUGCGGCGAAAGCAGCAGCAGAUUUUGGAAGAGCAGGGGUUGGGGAAGCCCAGGCCUAAAGCGAAGAAGGCGCGGCCCAAGUCGGUCCACCGGGAGGAAUCCUACAGCGAUUCAGGCACCAAGUGUUCCUCUACCCCUGAUAACCUGAGCAGCGCCCAGUCGGGGUCCAGCUUGUCCCUAGCAUCGGCAGCGACAACCGAGCCCGAGAGCAUCCAUUCAGGGGGCACCCCUUCCCAAAGAGUGGAGUCCAUGGAAUCCUUGCCCGUCUUGAGCAGGAACGCAAGCCGAAACAUGGAGCGCGACUGGGAGAACACGUCGACCGCCUCCUCAAUUGCUUCCGUGGCAGAAUAUACAGGCCCGAAGCUCUUUAAGGAGCCCAGCAGCAAAUCCAACAAGUCCAUCAUUCACAACGCCAUCUCCCACUGCUGCCUUGCUGGAAAAGUGAACGAGCCUCAUAAGAAUUCCAUCCUGGAGGAGCUCGAAAAGAGCGAAGCCAACCACUACAUCAUUUUAUUCCGUGAUGCCGGCUGCCAGUUCAGAGCACUUUACUGCUACUAUCCCGACACCGAAGAGAUCUCCAAGCUGGUCGGAACGGGCCCAAAGAGCAUCACCAAGAAAAUGAUCGACAAGCUGUACAAGUACAGCUCGGACAGAAAGCAGUUUAACCUGAUCCCGGCCAAAACCAUGUCGGUCAGCGUAGACGCUCUGACAAUUCACAACCACUUGUGGCAACCCAAGCGGCCCGCCGUGCCAAAGAAGACCCAGAAUCGCAAAUGACACUCGGCUUUGGCGAGGGACUGGGCUAGAGUUCACCGUCGGGGGGAUCGUAACCGAGCGGAACCAUAAAUCCCCCUUUUUUAAAAAAGCAAGCAAGCAAGCAAGCAGCUUCUUAAACAAAGAUGCAAGGACGGUGUGACGGAACGACGUGGUGUUCUUUUUUUCAGGACGCAACUGGUUUGGUUUGAAUGCUUAAAAAAAACAACAACAACUGGCUGUUACACCCCUGGCUAAAGUCUUGCCGCUUUUCAUGAGAUGAAAGUGCUCCUGGCGAGACCCGAAGCUGGGGAUUUACUGGGGUUAUUUCUGGGUUUUUGGUUUUUUUUUUACUUGAAGCUCUUCAUUGGUACCAGUUGGGAAUCCUCCUUCCUUUCUUUCUUUCUUUCUUUCUUUCUUUCUUUCUUUCUUUCUUUCUUUCUUUCUCUUUCUUUCUUUCUUUCUUUCUCUUUCUUUUUCUUUCAAUCCUUCACUCCUGCAAAAAAAAAAAAAAAGCACGCUGUCUCUCAAAGUUGGCAAAGCUGCAGUUCUAGGCGGGAAAAGAAGGAAGAACUGGGCAACAGAGGCGAGGUGCUUUUUGUUUUCAGAAGAACCCUUUAGGGGGAAAAAAGUGACUUUUUCCCUUCUGGAUUACUCGUAAGGAUCUCACGUUGACCUAACGUACCGCAUUUUACUGCCAAUGUUAAGCUAGGCUCUCAUUUCUGGAGGGUGUGUGUGUGUGUGUGUGUGUGUGUGUAAGUAAAGGGAAGCCCAUCCUACCACACUACCCACCCUCAGCUCAGUUUACCUAUAGUAUCAGUUUCUUGAAUCACAAUGCACUGAGAGAUGUCAAAUCAAGUCUUUUUAUUUAUUUAAUGGGAACAGAGGACAUAUGCAAGAAUUGCGAUGGCUUGCGAACUUUCAGGCAACACAAUCAUGAAGAAGCAGAUAGGUGCUAGCAGCUGGAUUAGCUCAUUUGAAACUUGACAUGGCAAAAAAAACCCUGGAUUUUCAUAACCUCAUCUUCCCUCUGCUAUUUUUGUUUCCUUGUUUGGUCUUUUUAAAUAAAGACAGACCCUAGGAAUAGUGGAAUGUUUUUUCACUCCCGAGCACGUUAAACUUCUCCGUUGAAUGGUGCACUCAGUUAUCACCGAUAUUCCGAUGCUUUUUUAAAAAAAUAAUAAUAAUAAUCAUGUCCUGAAAACUGUAACGCUACUUUGUCCUGUCCUGUCCUGUCUGUCUGUCCUUUGCUGGAUGAGCGGCAUGCUCUUAACGAGGCGAGUGCGUUCUCUUUUUUCUCUUUUAAGUUUUCUGCGGGAGCUCUUUUUAAUUUGGGAGGGGACGCAAUUAGACAAGUGACCUACAAAAAGCCAACUCCCUAGGACUAGCAAGUUUUUAAACAAUUUUUGUGUUUGGUUUGAAAGCUGAAAAGCGGCUUUGGGGUUUGUUUGUUUUUUUCCCCUCCUUCCUCUCCCUUUUCAUCUUGCAAAUAUUAAAUCUCGAGUUGAAACCUUUAAACCUGUGUGUGUUUUCACCUUCAAAGAAAACAACCCCUUUUCACAACUGGGAAAGAUGCAGAAAGCUUUGAUGAUGAUGUGUUUUAAAAUGUCUCUUCUUCCCCCCAUUCUCUCCGCCUGAUAAAAAUUGGGUAGUUUUUAUCCUUUAUCAGGUUCCCCAAACUUUUCUUUUUUUGGAGACUUUUUACCCCUUGGACAUAUUUUUUUUUCUGACAUUUUGGUUUGCACAUGUUCACUUCUACUUGAAAUGUUACUUGAAGACCUCUUCUGAGUCGUGCAAAGACGCUCUUUUUCUAACACUAGAGAAGAACAAGAUGAAACACACACCCUUGUGUCAUUAUUUAUGCUCCUGGGAAAAUAAUAAUGGGAUAGAAAGUGACUUUUGUAUAGAGCGGGACGAGAAAUGGCGUAUUUAACCCUAAGCUAGGAAAGGAGGGGGUGGGGACAAAAAUCAGAAUGGUCUUCCGUGGUGGCCAUUUGGUUGGUUCUCUUCCCUCAAGCCUUUUGUUUUAAAUAGAUUGUACAUUUUGUUUGAUAGUCGAUUACCUUGUAAAUAAGGGUUCGUUUCUAAAAUAUUCAAGAGUAUUCAAUGUGGUUGUGAGCAAUAUUAUUAUUAUUAUUUGGUUACAUGCUUUUCAUGCUUGAUUUUUCUCACUGUUUGAUAUACGACAUAUUUAUUUUAUGGAAGCACUGAAAUAAAGAUCAUCAUCCUGUUUUUUGUUACCCCA